Messenger RNA from Myxocyprinus asiaticus (Chinese sucker), 3843 nucleotides. RefSeq lists its product as uncharacterized. The record is from RefSeq and is a predicted model, not a curated record. Gene Ontology annotation, molecular function: protein kinase C binding. The transcript has 10 exons. Gene Ontology annotation, cellular component: apical plasma membrane; cell cortex; nucleus. NCBI's taxonomy places the organism in Eukaryota, Metazoa, Chordata, Actinopteri, Cypriniformes, Catostomidae. Bases 203 to 3523 code for a protein of 1106 amino acids. Gene Ontology annotation, biological process: centrosome cycle; establishment or maintenance of cell polarity; regulation of cellular localization.
AGGAGCAUCAUGUAAAUAACUCCUCAUUUCAAUGGUUUGGAAAGGGAAACAUUUAUUCUUGGUUUGGGCCUAUUCAGUUAUUCAAGUUUGAGCAAGGAGAGGCAGGAAUAAAUGUUUUGUUAGAGCAAUUUAUACCACUGAAACUGUGAACUGUGACACAAAUGGAUCAUCGGUGAAAGAAUUAAGUGUCCCUUCAUUGCCAAUGGAGGGGGAGACAGAAGGAAGCCAAGAUCUUUCUAGCACACACCCACUAAGAAGUGGGGCAGAGAAAGGUACUGAGCAAACCAAUGACCCUCAAAGUGAGUCAUCCAGUGCUCUUUUGAAACCCAAAGGAUCUUUCACUUCCUGCUCCCUUGGAUCCCCACCUGCCCUCUCUGGUUCAGCCGUUUCUGCCCUGCAAUCUAAAGUGAAGGCAGUGUCCCAGAGAAAACUCAAGGGGAGGGAAAGAGAAGACCUAUUGGCAGAGGUUUCCAUAGAACAGUUGGGGAAGAAAAGUCAAGAUGAUGUGGUGUUGUCUCCUUGUCAAACAGAGAACACUGAACAGAGCAGGAAGUCAAGCACUGGUGAUGGAGAAGUGUUGGAACCCAAGAUUCAGGUGCACACUGCCCUGACCAACUCUGUUAUGGAAGGAGACAAGGAGACUUGCAGAAAAAGUGGGAAAGACACCCUUUGUCAGGGUGUAGCAGGAAUGUCCCGUGGGCUUUGUGAAUGGUCUAGCCUGGAGGACAUUGCAGUAGGCGGUGCUAGUGAACCUCAAGGGGACACUCCGCCAUCAAAAUCAACGUCUUCUCCCAGGCACUGGGCUCCUCCCAAGGGCUUUUGGAGAGUGGCUCGACCAGAGACAUUACAUCUAAAUUCAGAGAGUCCCUCCACACUAGCAACUCCAAAGGAUAUAAUACCUACAACUGAGGAGGAACCAAAACAGAAGCCAAAACUAAAGUCUGUGGGUGCAAUGGUUCACAAGGAGCUGCAAAGGUCUGACAGCUUGGAAAGUGCUUUUCAUAGGUGUCUCCAGAAGGAAACUAGCAUGGCAGAUCCCAUUGUUGGCCUGUGGAAGGCAGACAGCUGGGAGACUGUGUGCUCCAGAGGAGGGACUUUGUCUCUUGCCGAGAAAGUAGAGAUUAACCAGAGGUAUUUGAACCAAUACCAAGUCAAGGCCAUUGAGAUCACAACUUCUAUGCAUCCAGAAGGACAGUAUCAACCACCAAAGGAGCCAUACAGAGAUUUACCUCCCUACAAAUUAGAUGAUUGGGACUCUGCAAUCUUCACAAAGGAGCCUGUGUUAAACUAUAGACCUCUGAUCGCCACCACUGAAGUAACUCUCAGCCCACGUCAUGAGCAAGCAAAGCGUCUCCUAGAGAAAGCUCGAUUCAAAGCACGUUCUCAAAACCCUAAAAGUGAAAACCCCGGCUGCCCUGCUCAAAGGGAGGGACUGGAGCUCUUACCAAUCAGUGUUUCAUCUACAAUGCACAGUGCUGUUCUUGUCACGGCUCAAGAGGAAUUAGCUUCAUCUCAUCAGCAAGUGGACAUCCGAGGCAGGAACCAUGAACACGGCGUGCGCUUACGUCAAUAUGGACAGUCACCUACAAGAGUACGUUUUGAAGAUGAGUCAGAAAAGGAGGCUGAGCGACGAUACCUAGAGCGGGUUCGUGAACGUGGGCCAGUGAUGGUGGAGAAAUCCCCCUUCACCCAGCAGUUAAAAGCAGAACCUGUGUUCAACAACCCAGAAGACAGCAGGGGGGCUUCAGUUAAUUGGGUAAACGUCGGUAUCCCUGUGGCCAUAUUGACCAAAGAGGGAGAGUGUAUAGCUGCCAUGGUGCCAAAGGAAGAAAUACUCAGGACAUGUGAAUCUUGUGGGAGCAUCUUGAGACUUGCACAGACCAAAGAAUCUGCUACCACACCAACACACAGUAGCAUAGAUUCUCGGGUGAAGGCAAUCCCUCGAUGGGUCACCCCUGGCCAAUCAAGUCAAACCAUCUGCCCAACUUUAAUGGAAAGAAUUACUUUCACUGGAGGACACAGCCUGGCUGAAAGUGUUGGGAGGGGAGGUGUGGGCGGUGCGGGUGAAAGCAUGUCAGGUUUCGGGAAGCUUAGAAGAAGGAGCAGCAGAGGUGAAACAGGUCAUGGUCCCUAUGCUCGAAGUCAGGAUCUAUGGGCUCAGAGGAGGAACUCAAAAACCAGGUCAAGUCUGGAGGAUCGAACUGGUAUCUCUAAAGUUACAGAGACACCUGCACAAGGUGUCACAGAAACCUCAUCUGAGUUUGAGAAUAAUGAUCUCACCAGCAAUGUCAGGGACUCUCCUACUCCUCAGCUUCCAAUCAAAUCGGCUCUGAAAUCAGGUUCCAAAAGCAGGCAAACAGGGCAACGGGUGGUUAAGCUAAUGCCCUCGGUUCAGUAUCGCUUAAUUCACCUUGACCACAAGCUGGAUGGAGGCUCUCACCACGAAUGUAUUCAGCCUGAAGAACACCUCAGUGUCACUCUCAGUGCCUCCCCAAAGGUUCUUCCAGUCACCUCAGGACUGCCUUCUUUAACCAGACCAUCCUCUCUCAGGUAUUCCUCAUCAGUGCUGACAACAGACCUCCAGGCUCUAACAAUAUGGGACCCUGCAGCAGACCCAGUCACUUGUCAUUUGGCAAAUGAGGGUGUCAGCAGGGAUACCAGAAGCUCUUGCACACCCUCUGUUCCCUCAGAGUGCCACCCAAAUCUGAGAGCUAUGGGCUUGUCCAAAGCAAGUGACCUUAGGGCAGAACUUCUGAGAGUAGAGCACCGAAAAGCUGAAAUGCACUGGGAUGACAGUGUAGCUGGGUCUAGGAGAGGAGGAGAGAGGGAAGGAAGGCCUAAGUUAUCUCUCCGCCGCUUUUUCUCAGCCAUGGGACUAAACAGUGUGGGUAAGCUGGUGAAGGGUAGCCGCUCCAACAGUAUGGAGCACCUGUGUUCCCCCACUGCCCGCUACAGUUCUGCCUUCUCCAGUCCUACACACAGAGGCCUGGCCCCUCUUCAAAGAACUCCCUCUCUCCAGUUGCUCCACACAGAGUCUCCUUUGGCUCAGUUACAUAAAGCAUCUUCUGUCCAGUGUCUACAGUCCCCAAAGAGGAAGUCUGAACAUUCCACUAUACUAGGAGAGUUACCAUUGCCAUUGAGUUUUGGACCCAGGGAACUUCGGAAAGAAGAGAGCCUAGUGGAGGCACUUGAGGAUUCUCGAGGGACAGGUCCACAAGGGCGGCUGAUACAGGCCUUUCCUGAUGGAUCUUUACUUAUGGAGCUCAUCAGACCUGCCAAUGGACCCUUCGGCUUUGUCAUCUCCAGGGGUAAAGGGAGACCCGGCUCAGGUAUGUAUGUGGAACGAGUUGGAGACAGUCCCACAGAGAACAUCUACACUGGGCUACUGGGUGUUGGAGAUGAGAUUCUAGAAGUCAAUGGAGAAAUCAUAGCUGGACUGACCCUAGAUCAGGUUACACGACUAAUGACCCGUGAUAGCAAAGCCACGAUCCGGAUCCUUCCACAUUCCUGGAUCAAGCACUGAUGCACAAGGAGCAAACUACAGACCAUGGAAUUAUUAAGAUGAUGACAAAGGACAGGACAGUUUACAAAAAAUGUAUUAUGAAGAUGUUGAUUAUUACUUUUAUUUAUCUGUAAGUUACAGUUAAGAGCAUGCACAAUCCAUGACAUGUGCAAUGCAUUGUUUACAGAGCACUAAGAAAUAAAAACAUUUAAACUUUGUGGGUUUUUAAUAUACCUGCCACUGGUCGCCUUCUUAAUUGUAAUGUCUCAUGUAGAUAGAUGGAUGGAUGGUUGGAUGGAUGGAUGAGCAUUAUGGGUACCUGCCGCUGCCUUUGAAGUCGA